Ilex paraguariensis (yerba mate) is the source of this 1152-nucleotide messenger RNA. The record is from the annotation of a GenBank genome assembly. Lineage: Eukaryota; Viridiplantae; Streptophyta; Magnoliopsida; Aquifoliales; Aquifoliaceae.
AUGUCUUGGUUUAGAAAUCUAAUCCAACUCUCCACCAUUAAACGAUCGCCACUCAAACCCACUAAAUCCAUAGUCUCACCUUCGCUAACCCAAUUAUUGCAGUUUAGCACAGAGUCCGAAUCGGCCGCCACCAGGCAAGGCGGUUUGGGGCCGACGAAAGGCGACGAGAAGCCCAGGGUGGUGGUGUUGGGCUCGGGCUGGGCUGGGUGUAGACUUAUAAAGGACAUUGAUACGAAGAUGUACGACGUCGUAUGCGUUUCACCGAGGAAUCACAUGGUGUUCACCCCCCUGUUGGCUUCUACUUGCGUGGGCACUCUUGAAUUUCGGUCCGUCGCUGAACCCAUCGGAAGAAUUCAACCGGCGAUAUCGCGGGAACCCGGUUCUUAUUUCUUCCUAGCUAAUUGCACCGGCGUGGAUUUUCAGAACCAUGCGGUGCACUGCCAAACUGUGACUGAUGGAGUAGAUAUCCCAGACCCAUGGAGCUUCAAACUUUCAUAUGAUAAGUUAGUCAUCGCAUCUGGAGCACAGGCUUCUACUUUCGGGAUAAAGGGUGUGAAGGAGCACGCAAUUUUUCUCCGUGAAGUUCAUCAUGCUCAAGAAAUCCGGAGGAAGUUACUAUUAAACUUGAUGCUGUCGGAUGUGCCUGGGGUCAGUGAUGAAGAAAAGCUUAGACUACUUCACUGCGUUGUUGUUGGUGGCGGUCCAACUGGAGUCGAGUUCAGUGGUGAACUUAGUGAUUUUAUCACUAGGGAUGUUCAUCAAAGAUAUGCCCACGUGAAAGAUUAUAUCCGUGUUACAUUGAUUGAGGCAAAUGAGAUAUUAUCUUCCUUUGACGAUCGCCUUCGGCAAUAUGCGACUAAGCAGCUAACCAAGUCGGGAGUUCGUCUUGUCCGUGGCAUUGUCAAGGAUGUUCAACCGCGGAAGAUAAUUCUGACUGAUGGCACAGAUGUUCCAUAUGGCCUGUUAGUGUGGUCUACAGGCGUUGGUCCCUCAGGUUUUGUGAAUUCUCUAGAAGUUCCAAAAUCUCCCUCUGGAAGGAUUGGUGUUGAUGAGUGGCUACGCAUCCCUUCUGUGCAGGAUGUGUUCUCUAUUGGUGACUGCUGUGGGUUUCUGGAAAGUACGGGAAAACCAGUUCUUCCUGCUUUGGCGCAG